This is a messenger RNA of Nasonia vitripennis (jewel wasp), 1504 nucleotides long. RefSeq lists its product as uncharacterized. The record is from RefSeq and is a predicted model, not a curated record. The transcript has 6 exons. Lineage: Eukaryota; Metazoa; Arthropoda; Insecta; Hymenoptera; Pteromalidae. The coding region runs from base 165 to 1265 and encodes 366 amino acids.
UAACAUGUUUUUAGUACGUACUGAAGAUACAUACAAAAAAAAAAAUACGUAUGUAUUUUCAACAGGGUACGUGGAUUAAAAAAUAAUUAAUUUGUAUCAUCCAUAGAUGAUGGCUGCAGAGGUUACGAGAGAGGUUACACAUGCUCGUGUAAAAUAUUUAACAGAUGAUUUCGAAUAAGCCGAAGUACAGGAAGGACUUUGAUGGAACUAAAGUUUACAAAGCUAAGUACCAGGAUGAGAAAAAUCCGAAAGGAGACAUCUUAAAAAUUCAAAUAGCUGAUUUAGCCUGUGGACUUGAUGAAGUAGAGGAAUUAGAGAGUACUCGACCAAAAUUUGCUCGGCUUCAUAAAGAUGACAUUCCAAGUACAAGUUAUGAUAACGAGACGAAUGAAGUAAAUUCAGAUGAACUAGAAACGAGUGAACAAGAAAGUGAUGUACCACAAACUAAGAGAAUGAAAAUCAUUAAGAAAAAGAAGAUUGUAAACAAACGUGGAUGUUCAAUUAUCAACCAGCUUAGUAAGCCCAGGAAUUCAUUAACAUUUUAUGAUAGCAAUGAUGAGACAGAUGAUUUAGCAAGUAACCAUGAAGCAUAUCCUUUGGCUUUCUCAACUAUACGUAACAACCACAGCAAUGCUGGUUUACCAGAAGAGAUUUUACCAGGGAGACAGAAUCAUAACGGAGAACCUGUACUAGAAGAAAAUGGUCAACGAAACCCAGAAGAAAAUGUACAUAAUCAAUCGAACGCAGAAGAAGAUGCACUUAAUCAAUCAAACGCAGAAGAAAAUGAACAUAAUCAGCCAGAUGUGGAUAACGAACCUAUACCAGAAAAGAAUUACUCAAUGAACAAUAAAUUUCUAAGUAAAUUCAUCAUUGAUUCAAUUGAUUAUUAUAAAGCAACGGAAGGUCAUGGAUAUGAGCAGAGAAAUGCUCGCUAUAAACCAAUAAACGAUACAGCAGAGCUUUACCUCGGUGAAGAAAAAACUGUAAGACCAGAUGUAUGGAGAAUAUUGCAGACAGAAAAGCCUAAUGUGUUUUUGAGAGAAAUCAUAAUGAAGUUGUGGACAGCUAGAGAUUUGGCAAAUAGAGCUCUCGAUUUAAAGAAAGUACAUAUAAAUAUACCAAAUAGGUCGCCAGUAAAACGAAUUCAACUAAAUUUGUUAAGGCUAUUAAUAAGUAUAUUAAAUGAUUUCUUGGAACGUCAAAGAGGAUAUUCGCCUGAGGAAAAGGCUAAAAUUUUGAAAGGUUCAACUCAUAUUUUAUCUUAAAAAAUCAGAGAUUUACGAAGUCAAGAAAGAGGAAAAAGCGUAGCAAGAAAGCGUAUAUCUUACAACUAAUAAUUUAGAAUUAAAAAAAAAAUAAUUCUAAGGUUUACUGUGAUCUUUAACGAAAAAAAGUUUAAUUAAUGUAAGAUUUCAAAUCAAAACAAAAGUAUUAGUUAUUUUUACUGUUAGAUACUUAAACAGUUUUUUUAUUUUUAUAUAUUUUCAUUGCAAUUACGUGCUUA